AGUGAGGUGCGUGUGUCGCGAUGGCCGGCAACAUCGUGGCCGAAUGGCUGCGAUCCCUGCACCUAGGCCAAUACUCCGAGAGUUUCAUUGACAAUGGCUACGACGACUUGGAGAUCUGCAAGCAGGUGGGCGACCCCGACCUCGACGCCAUUGGGGUCUUCAAUCCGGUGCACCGGAGCCGACUGCUGCAAUCGGUGCGGACUUUGCGUGAGGAAGGCGCCGCCUCCGUCUACUUCACCCUGGAGGAGAGUGCCGCCGUACACGAGGAGUGUUUGUGUGACAAUGUGAGUGCAAGGUCUUCGCGGACGUCGUCGGGCCGCUCCGAGAAGGACGUCGCCGCUGCUGGGGGCCGUAACACGCCGGUCGCCUCCGACAGUGGACAGGAGGUCGCCAAGUACUUGGACGAGUAUGAGGAGGGCAAAGCCGAGCUGGUGAAGAUUCCGAGGAUGCAGCUGAAGAAGCUACUAAAAGAAAAGCUGGCCCACGAUGGAAUCCGACUCAGCUGUCAGCCCUAUUCGACUCCGGACGGUGAGCGAGGAUAUCUCGAGGGUUUAGCAUCCCGAUACGCCGACUUAUUUAGCACACACUACGGGGAUGUUUUGGGUCAUCUGGAAGAUUUGCGUCGUAUUGAGUGGGCAGAAUCCUCACCCCGGGAACGAAGUGCUAUUACGCCCGGCACUCCACCUGCCAACUACAGUCCUGUUGGUGGAACACCCGUUUCAACAGGACAUGGUCUCACGUCAUCACAAUCGCAGCCUAUUUACGUACCCGGAAAAUAUUCGGGAGAUACGACUGUUAAGAAGAUAGCCAUGCCGUCAAGUUGUUUGAGUGAUAAAGAGGAAGACGAAAUAUACGGCUUCGGAUAUGGAGUAUUUGGGGCACAAAUCGCAAGGCAGCAGCAGCAAAGGUUAAUGGGACCAGCACCCACGAGUCAUCAACCACUAUUAUUACAACACCAGCACAACUAUCAAACAUGUCUAAGUCCACGGUCGGCCUACUUUUACGAAUUUCCUCCCAGCGAUCAAAAUUAUACCAACACAAGCAAAAAGAAAACGACUUUUUCAAGGUUUCUGCGAGGUCUUAAGACGUCUCAUCGCAAAGAAAAACACGGAACGAGUUCUCCGAGGCACGGGAGAGCUGCCACUCGGGGUGUCCCACAGAGGGUCGACACCCCUGACAGCGUCCUCCAAAGCGGUCUGGGUCUGACGGAUCUGGGACAGCACGCUGUGCUCCGUUCCAUGGUAGACCCCCGCGACUACGACCGCCUCCGCCACCUCCAGAUGAACGGCGGCGCCCCCAACACAUUUGAAGAGACAAUCUACAAGUUGAAACUACAAGAAGCUUUAAGGAAACGAGAGAAAUUUACGAAAGAACACGAAGAGAUCCUGCGAGACAUUAAGCAGGGUUUAUUGCAGUUGGGCAAGGAGGGUAUCCGGGGGCCUUUGUCGGGAGAUGACACUUAUAUGUACGAUGAGGACGCGCGAAUGCUGGCACCGGGCGCUCACGGCCACGACCGAGGCCAUUGGUAUGAUGAACCGCCGUACGAAAGCGACCCGGAGGACUUCCUAAUGGGCAGCAGUCCUGGACCAACGGCCACUAUACAAAACGGUCGAGUUUGCUUUACCCUGAACCUGAGGCAAGAGUCCCGUGGGGAAGGAGUAAUCUCGCUGAGAAGUGCCGGGGAUAUCUCCCUUCCUAGAGACACCCCUACCGCCACCACUCCCAGGGGAACUCCUAGACGUGGACUUAUUCUACCACAAGCUGGUUACCCACCGACUAUUAUUCCGCUAAGAUCGUCUCGAGACCGAGAAAGCGGCGAUUACGCCAGUUCCGAUGUGCAGAGUAUUAGUUCAAGACUAUCGACCCUCUCCAUGGACACGAGUCGAUCGGAACAACAAGACAUAUCCCAGAUGGUUUCUCCUCAAUACUACAGCCACUUGGAGGGAAAAAUACGACACUUUAGGAAAACAAACAGCGGCUACCCCCGAAGCGAAGACGGUCUUUCCCCCAGCCAAAGUUCAGACUAUGAGGAUACAGACGAGUUCAGUAAUUGUAGUCAACAAGUAGCAACCGUCCACGUGUCGAGUGACGGACGAUCAGCGGGGGCUUCUGGUAUUGUGGGGAAAGUGCGUGGUCUCAGGGAAGACGUUCAAAAAAAAAUAUCAAGACUGAAAGGUGACUCGAAUGAACAAAAGCGAGCUGAUCAAGCCUUCCCGUGUUCGGCGAGUUCGGUGGAAAGUUUACCGAGUGGGUCAGGAUCUAGUACGCAAGCUCUUGUCAGAGCAGGAAGCAAUCAUAGUUCUAUUUCCACGGAGGAUGCUGAUCCCAGUCCAACGGAGCAAAUUGUGGGGAGAGCGAGGGCUUUGGUAGAUCACAUACCUAGUCCAUAUGAUAAAGAAGCUUUAAAAUAUAAGAAAGGUGAUAUAAUAGAUAUAGUUUCAAUGAAUACAAGUGGCCAAUGGCGAGGUAUCUGCCAUGGAAAAAAGGGAACAUUUAAAUUUAUUAAUGUAGAGUUAUUGUCGGAAAGAUCGGUGAAAGCCAGGAGAGAGUUGAAAUGGCAUCGCAACAUCAAAGGGAAACCCAUUUCAGUUGAAGAUUUGUUACAGAAGAUCAACUUACAAGAAUAUAUAUCAGUUUUCGUGUUAAACGGUUACGAAGAUUUAGAAUUGUUUAAAGAAAUUGAACCAUCUGACCUAGACUAUUUAGGAAUCGUAAAUUCAGACCACAGAUCGAAAAUCUUAACUGCAGUGCAACUUCUUCACGACUUGGACUCGGGAAGUGAAGGAGACAUCGCCGGAUCGAGUAGUGAAGGCGAUGACCAUAACAGGAUUCUGGCUCUGGAGGCUGGAGGUUCUUGUUCUCCGUUCGGCAGAAGACAGUUUCCCCGAGACUCUGGUUGUUACGAUGCUGCGUUGAAGAGUUCUCGUCAAGCCCACAUUUCUCCUCAAGGAGAAUCGGACGCAAGUGAUAAUGCUGGAUUUUGUGAUAAUACGAAUAACUUAGAUGCUGUAGUAGAACAAUGCAAUAAUGAAAUAUUAGCACGAGUACGGCAAGCUCAAAAGAAUUCGAUGAAUCUGAAAGAAGAGCUGUCUUAUCAACCAAACAUACCGAAUUCAUCGAGUUCGGAAAAGUUGCAAAAGAAGCCGAAAGAUUCAUAUGUAAGUGUGCACGGACAAACCACUUUAAUAGAUCCUUGUCGUAGAAACCUUCUUAAUCGUGCUAGUGGACGGAAAAAUAGCGAAGAUGUGUGCGAAGCGGAUCAAAAGUUGACUUCAGUCAAAUAUGUUGUAGGUGGAGGCUCCGAAUUAGGCCUCAAUGAGAAUAAUUCUGUACUUGGGAGAAGUUGUCUCAGUGAAAAAUCUAGUGAUUCGGGCAUUAGCAGUAGUUCGUUGUCUUCUGCGAAUCUUAAAGAAUCUCGCCAACCCGUCCUUUCCCAAAACGUAACAGAAAACCCUGCUCACGGCAUCUUCAAUUUAUCUAAUUGUGCCAAUCGUACUACGUCCACAACUGCCAAUAAUAAAGAAAAAACUUUUAAGUAAAAUAUUUAUAUGUUUAGAGACUUUUUAUAUUAUUUAUUAUUAUCGUUUAGUCAUUUUUAUCGCAAAUAUUUUAAAUGGACUGUUUGUAUAAAGCAAUUUUUUAAAAGUGAAUGUUGAAAUCAACUAAUCGUGAUAGCAACUGAGAUUUCUAAAUUAAAUCUGUCUCUGUUGUAGGCCUGUACAUAGACUUUAACGAAACGAAUGUACAUUUUGUACAUAAUUAUUUAUUUAUUAAAGCAACUAGUCUCUUUGUUUUUGUACAUAACGAGCUUUUAUAAGUGGUUGCAUUUGAUUUCAUUUUUUUACUAUUGACUGGAUUUAUGUGUAUUUCUCUAUACGCAUAUCACCUAUUUGUACAUGUUAGAAAGUAUUAACGUUAUAUGUCAGUCAAUAAAUUUAGAAGAUUUAUUUAAUAAAACAAUUAUAAAACUUU
This is a messenger RNA of Tribolium madens (black flour beetle), 3972 nucleotides long. RefSeq lists its product as uncharacterized. Bases 21 to 3539 code for a protein of 1172 amino acids. Gene Ontology annotation, molecular function: protein binding. Lineage: Eukaryota; Metazoa; Arthropoda; Insecta; Coleoptera; Tenebrionidae. The transcript has 15 exons. The record is from RefSeq and is a predicted model, not a curated record.